AUGAUAUCAACCAAUAAGAAACGUGAAGAAACAUCAAGUAAAACAUAUACAGUUGAACGUUUGCUUAAACAACGUAAACGAAAAGGUCGUAUUGAAUAUUUAGUAAAAUGGAAACAUUAUGAUAAAAGUCAUAAUUCAUGGGAACCCGAAGGAAAUAUUCUUGAUAAAUCUCUGAUUGAUAGUUAUAAAAAACAAAUAAAAUCUACAUCUCGACGUACUUCAUCACCAAAAAAAUCUAUACGAAAUCAAAAUGAUGAUUUAUCAUCUGUGAAAAAUGAUUCUAUUCAUGAUUGUAAUGAGCAAUUAGAAAAAGAAGAUGAUAAUAAUAAAGAAGAUGAUAAUAAUAAACAAGAAAAAAUCAUAAAUUCAACUUCAAUUGAUUAUUGGUAUCCACCACCAAUAUGUGAACAAAAAGCAAAAAUUGCAAUAACUGAUAUUACAUCUGAUAAUGUUACAAUUACAUUUCGUGAAUUAAUUUGA
Molecule: messenger RNA, 480 nt
Organism: Rotaria sordida
Lineage: Eukaryota; Metazoa; Rotifera; Eurotatoria; Philodinida; Philodinidae
Source: the annotation of a GenBank genome assembly